AUGAGAUAUCUUUCGUUCGAAGCGGCGAUCCUCUUUGCAGGAUGCUUACUACCACGCUCCAGCGAUGCGUAUGACCUCGUCCGCAGGCGGGAAGCAGCAAAUGCGACAUACAAAAACCCUUCCGCAUCAGUCGAUGCCAGGGUCGCGGACCUCCUCUCACGCAUGACCAUUGAGGAAAAGACAUCUCAGCUCAUUCAAGGCGACCUGGUGAACUGGAUCAACAUCACCACAAAUGCCUUCAACAGCUCAGGUCUGGCAUGGAAUUUCAAGGUUCGCGCAGGCCAGUUCUAUGUCGGACACGCAAUUCCACCAGACUGGCUCAUCAGCGGUAUCAAGACUGGUCAGGAUUACCUUUUGCAUAACACAACGCUAGGCAUUCCCGCCUUGACCCAGACUGAGGGUAUCCAUGGACUGCUGGUUGGAAACGCGACAAUCUUCAACAGCCCUAUCGCGCAUGCUUGUUCGUGGAAUCCAGAUCUCAUUCACGACAUGGCCGUUAUCAUCGGAAAAGAAUCCCAGAGCCUCGGCAUCAAUCAGGUGUUCGCUCCGGUAGUCGACUUGGCACGUGAGCUGCGCUACGGAAGAGUGGAAGAGACAUACGGUGAAGAUCACUUUCUAGCUGGAGAGAUGGGGUAUCAGUAUGUCAAAGGAGUGCAAAGCGUGAAUGUUAGUGCUACCGUGAAGCACUUCGCCGGUUUCAGUGCACCGGAGCAAGGCAUCAACACCGGUCCGGUCCAUGGCGGAGAACGUGAACUGCGCACAACAUGGCUGCCGUCUUUCAAACGUGCCAUCAUCGACGCUGGUGCUUGGAGCAUCAUGGGCGCGUACCACUCCUUCGACGGAAUCCCCUCGAUUGCCGAUGAUCAUCUACAAGAGACUAUCUUGCGCAAAGAGUGGGGCUAUGAAUACUGGAUCACCUCAGAUGCUGGCGCCACAGAUCGCUUGUGCUGCAAUUUUAAACUUUGCCAGUGCAAGACAGCUGAUAAACCUAUCGACAAAGAGGCAGUGACUCUGAUGACACUUCCUAACGGUAACGAUGUGGAAAUGGGUGGCGGUUCAUACAAUUAUGAGUUGAUUCCUCAGCUGGUCGAAGAAGGAAAGCUGGAUUUGGAAGUCGUCAACAGAGCUGUUGCACGUCAGCUUCGUGCCAAGUUCCAGAUGGGCCUUUUCGAGAACCCUUACCAAGGUCUGUCGCCGAACGAAACGAAUACCAUCAUGCAUGCUGAAGAGCAUGUGGAGCUCGCCCGAAAGAUCGAAGCCGAAUCCGUCGUUCUUCUCGAGAACAAGAACAGCACUUUGCCACUACCGAAGUCUGCCAAAGUUGCUGUUAUUGGUCCCAUGGGCAAUAUCACGAACCUAGGCGACUACGUCGUGUACCGCUCUCAAUACAACCCUUCAAAUGUUACACCUCUUCAAGGGAUUCAGAAUGUAUCGACGGGGACUGUCACUUAUGCACAAGGUUGCGAACGCUGGUCGAACGACCAGUCCGGCUUUCCGGAAGCCAUUGCUGCUGCCCAAGCAGCAGAUGUCGCAGUCGUCGUAGUUGGCACAUGGUCACGUGACCAGGGCGAGCUCUGGCGGGGCCUGAACGCCACGACAGGCGAGCACGUUGAUGUCGCAUCGCUGAACUUAGUCGGUGCUAUGGGUCCACUCGUGCAAGCCAUCAUCGAGACAGGCAAACCUACCGUCGUUGUAUACUCUUCUGGCAAGCCAAUAACCGAGCCUUGGAUCUCCGAAAAGGCCGCAGCACUCGUCCAACAAUUCUACCCCGGCGAGCAGGGUGGAAGUGCAUUGGCUGACAUCUUGUUCGGCAAUGUAAACCCCUCCGGGAAGUUGUCAGUGUCUUUCCCAUACGAUGUCGGUACGUUGCCGAUAUACUACGACUACCUGAACUCUGGACGAUAUACCGACCCUGGCGCGAUCUUGCCAAACGGAACGCUGCAGUUCGGACACCAGUACGUACUCAACACACCUCAGCCGCUAUACGAGUUUGGCUACGGGCUCUCAUACGCCAACUUCACGUACUCGAACGUCACUUUGUCCAAGACUGAAGUGAGCGCAAACGAGGUCAUCACCGCAACAGUGAGCGUCACAAACAAAUCUCCGGUAGAUGGUAAGGAAGUAAUCCAGGCUUACGUUCAGGAUGUGUUGGCUAGUGUAGUUGUGCCCAAUAUCGAGCUGAAAGGGUUCAAGAAGGUACUGGUGAAGGCUGGUGAAACGGUUGAUGUGAGCAUCGAGCUGGAUGUUGGGAAGUGGGGACUGUGGAAUAGAAAAUUUCAGUAUGUGGUUGAGAAGGGAGAUUUUGUGGUGCAUCUUGGUAGCUCUUCCAAGGAUUUGAGGGCGAAUGGUACGGUGACGGUCGUCCCGUUGAACCAACCUCCCAACCCUGACGAAGAUCUCGACUACCCCGAGGAUGACGGGCUGUUCGACGAAAUAUACCUGAGUGACGAUGACCUGGCUGGCAUUUCUCACAGUAAGAAGACUCAUCUAGCUGUUAACCCCAAAUACGCACAAACCUGGACUCGGGAACAUGGCUUCCGAGAGCUCGUGCAGAACUGGAGAGACGGUAUUCUACGGACAAACAGCUUGACGAUCGAUCUGUUUCGAGACAACCUAAAAGUCUCCCGCGAUGCAGGUCUUGUGCUAGUCUUGAGCUUCCAUCCGCAAAACACAAACGACUCAUCUAAGCUGCUAGGUUUCAUUCGCUUCAAAUACGACAGGAAUUCUCUGGAGGGUGUAUUGACGAUGAGUAAUUUCAAGGCUCGCCUCCAACGAUGGCACUUGUCGUUCGGCGGCUCAUCUAAGGAUAAAGACAGCUCGCAGAGUGGCCAGCAUGGAGAAGGCAUGAAGAUGGCUGUCUUGACAUUCCGCAGGCAUCCUCACUGUCAUAAUGUGCGCAUUGAAGCUUCUAGCUUUAAAUGGAGCUUCAACUUCGAUAAAGAGCGACGGCUGAUUUGCAACAUGAGACGCAUUGACAGGGACAUAAUUAACGAAGAAAAAAGAGCUGCUGCUAGGCAGCCACGGACUGUAGAGGGGCAUAUCUGGGAGGAUGUCACUGUCAUUUUGGGCGAGAUCAAGCAAUGUCGAAGCGAAGAUGGCGUGCAAGAAAAGGGUAGGAAGAUUCAUCUCCACGACUUCGACCAGUGGCUCAAAGUCUUGCUUGAUUUCAGCAAUCCCGACUCCGUCCGCACAAGUGCCGGUGAUCUUAUCCUUGAUCAAGCGUAUGCAAACAAGUUGUAUCUUCGGGGCCUGCAUCUUCCCUCAAGCAAUGCGGCAGGGAAAAACUACCGCUACGGCUACAACUUCUCGAAUGGGUAUACCGACCGCGAUCGGCGGGCGGUUGGGACAGGGGGUGAAGCCUUUCAUGAGUCCGCUCUUGUCAAUAAAAUCUGGGCCACUGUACUUCGGACGAAGAAAACAGAGUAUAUCGACGUCUACACCAAAAUGGUCUUGUAUGAACUCGAGAACGUUGCCGACGUCAGACUUGUUGUCAGAGGGAGGUGGAUUGAUGGAGAUAUUGUUCGCAUGAUGUGGGAGCAUAUGAACACAAUCAACACCAAUGAUCAGGGUCAAUCAGCAUUUUACCAUGCCCCUGAUUUAAGCAAAGACGGCGUCAAAAUUAUCACAACAAUCCUCAAUCUGCAUCCAUACCCUGUUCCUGCAGAAAUGUGGGAGAUGCUUCGUGACUAUAAACUUUGCCGAACACCCUACGAAGAGCAGGAGCACCGCUUUACUGCCAUGGAAUUGGCCGAUAUCCCACGUACGCCAUUCGCUACAAACCUACAUUGGAUGCUUGAAUCGUGUCUGCUAGCUCACCCAAAAACUAAGAGCCUAACUCUAGCCUUUGUUCAAGAGCGAGGACUAGGUAUUGAUGUUGCACUAUGUGCUUCGACCCUGAAAGUCAGCGAUAGAUACCUGUGCUUCAACACUUCGCACGCCUAUGCACCUUGUGGUGAAAUAGAACCGAGCGAAACGAGCCCUUUCGCCUGCGAACAUAUUGUCCUUCAGCUGUGGGAUAAUAUCCUAUCGCUACUCUCAGCCAAUCCAGAGUCAGAAACCUCGGCGAAAGAAGAACAUCAGCUCAAGAGUAUGGUUGGAAAACGGUUGGCGCAGAUGCCGAGAAAUGUCAAGUGCAGACAGACAUGCCGUCGAGGAGAGCUUUCAGUGUCCUGGGAAUCCAACGAGGCUGUACGUCAAGCCAAGCAACCAGUGACUGUUGUUGCACAUGUUGCUAGCUGCAACCGCUCCCGCUCACCUUUUAUCAUCGAGGACGAGCUUUCUGAAGAAGCAGGGUGUGGUUGUCCCCAGAUGAUGUCUUGCGUCCAUAGUAGCGGAGUCACCUUCUCUGGUCUCUCCACUGAUGAACAAUAUAGCGCCACAUUGGCUAGGGCCCUGGAGGGUUCAUUCUUCAGCUUACCGGCCGACUUGCAGACACCUGCAUCUGAAAACACCGAAGUCAUGGAAGUCGUCGAAGUUGACGACGACGAUGAAGAACUAGACGCGUCCGGUCCAGAGUUACAUAGGGAGCCUAUAGUUUCUCCAAGCCCGCGUAAGACAGUAUUGGGGAGUGUUAAUCGCCUGGCAUCCAUUCAGAGAGAACAGCUAGGUGUGCUUUUCGGUGCAAUUCCCCGUACGCCUGCAUUCUCUGCCCAGGGUUACGUCCCUGGUGCGAAAAUCGCACACGGGUCCCUUGACUGGGGCGGCAGCUUUCCUGGGAGUCACGACUUCUACCGUACCCGCGACAGAUCGGAUGAGGAUAUAUUCAUCCUAAAGCCCAAAUCACAGCCUCUUAACGAGAAUGGCAAACUAACGAAGAUGACGGGGCGUCGAUCUUCCUUACCAGGACGCGAUGACGCCUUGAGUGGGCAUUUGGGCCCACUUCCUUAUUGUAGUUCUUCUGAAAUCGUUCCUGUCCCUAGGGAAGAGAUCGCGGGAAUGAAGCGGUGUGGGCUUGAAGGCUUCUUGUAG
Molecule: messenger RNA, 4968 nt
Organism: Cucurbitaria berberidis CBS 394.84
Lineage: Eukaryota; Fungi; Ascomycota; Dothideomycetes; Pleosporales; Cucurbitariaceae
Product: glycoside hydrolase family 3 protein
Exons: 8
Coding region: 1-4968 (1655 amino acids)
Biological process (GO): glucan catabolic process
Molecular function (GO): beta-glucosidase activity
Source: RefSeq, a predicted model, not a curated record